AUGGGAAAACAGAAGCCUCUUCAGCCUCCACAGAAUGGAAUACUUGUGCCUGAUUUGAUUCCUAUUGCUUAUGAUGUUUUGGAGGCUUGGAAAAUUCUGAUAAGGGGCCUGGGGCAGCUUUUAUAUGUUGUUCCUGUCUAUGAUUGCAGUGACUGCUCUGAAGUUCAUGUGGGCCAGACAGGUCAUAAUUUUCAGGACUGCCAUGGCCCAGGCAGCCAAAAACGCAGAAGUUUCCACUCAUGGGUCAAGGGUUCUAUCAAUGAUGUUCUUCUCCCUGUUGAAUCAUACCACCUUUAUGACCCUUUUGGUCGGAGAAUAAAGCAUGAGACCAGGUUUGACUAUGACAGGAUUUCGACUGUUGUGGAGUUGUUCAUCCAAGCAGGGGUGGAUUUACCAGGAUACCCUUCACGCAGAAGAACCGAACCCAUUAGAAUGUUUGGGAAGAAAGUGAUCGAUCGAGGUGGAUUUGUUGAGGAGUCAAAACCAUGUCAUUCUAGAGACUCUUACCCACUCAUGGAACUUGAUACAUUUGGGGAUCAUGUUAUGUGUUUUCCACCUCCUGCAGCAUCUGAUGUUUCAAAAAUUGCACAGGAGACUUUCGAUGCGUACGAGAAGGUGAGGUGGGGUGUGAGGAAGUUGAUGAGGAAAUAUUCAGUGAAGACAUGUGGGUAUUGCUCUGAGGUUCAUGUUGGACCAUGGGGGCACAAUGCAAAGCUUUGUGGUGCAUUUAAGCACCAGUGGAGAGAUGGGAAACAUGGUUGGCAAGAUGCAACUGUAGAUGAAGUUGUCCCACCAAAUUAUGUAUGGCAUGUGCAGGAUCCAAAGGGACCCCCAUUGAUAGGUUUGCUGAAGCAGUUCUAUGGUAAGGCUCCGGCUGUUGUAGAAAUGUGCAUGCAUGCAGGUGCAAAAGUCCCUGAUAAGUACAAAUCCAUGAUGAGGCUCGCCAUUGUGGUUCCGGUCUCUAAUGAAGCUUGUUUAACCGCAUAAAAUCGAAGGUAGCUGAAGUUUAUGCUCCUUGUACAACAUAUUGUGUACAAAUGUAUAGUGUCCUAAAGGUAAUAUAUUUCUUUUGUCAAUUUUCU
Molecule: messenger RNA, 1082 nt
Organism: Telopea speciosissima
Lineage: Eukaryota; Viridiplantae; Streptophyta; Magnoliopsida; Proteales; Proteaceae
Product: APO protein 1, chloroplastic-like
Exons: 2
Coding region: 1-987 (328 amino acids)
Molecular function (GO): RNA binding
Source: RefSeq, a predicted model, not a curated record